AAGGGAAACAUCUUGAAGCGUAUGCAUGGCCAUGUAUUUGAUCCUAGUUAAUCACCAACUGAUUGUAAAAGUGAUUGUACUACUGCAAUUGCUGAACAUGAGCUUCUCUAGACUGGACCAAGACAUUAAUGAAAAAUGCUUCAAUGAAGGGACGAUGAUAACAUACGAAUGUGAAGUUCCAGCUGUGUAUGGUAUACUCUUGUGGAACGGUGUUGGUUUUGACUGUCCAAGCGUUAGCAGUAUUUCCAACAAUGUCCUUGCUCUCCCAACAUCACCAUGUCCACUAAUACAUGGGAUAGUACACACUGGAGUAUGUGGUCCCUACUUUGCCAACGUGACUUGUACAGAGAAUUCCGAAAGUCUAAUUUCUGUGAUAACAUUUGUAUCUAACCAUGAAAUGAAUGGAAGUUUCAUUAGUUGCCAGUUCUUGGGUCACACUGAAAUAUUUCCAAUAAGAGUUGGAGUACCUCCAAAUCCACCGUCACAUGUGAGGGUAAUAACUAGACUAGAUCAAAGCUGCCAGUUUGACUGGUUCCCUCCAAGUGAAAGUGUUGGUGGAAUCGGAGGAUACAAAAUUAGAUAUGGCAAGAAGUGUGGACACUGCAACCCUGCAGCUGGGUUUGUCAACAAAACGGAACUUACAGCUGAUUGUAUGGCAUGUAUUGAAGAAAAUAAUAACAUGUGCUGUUUUGAAGUCAAUACAGUGAGCAAAGAUUGUUCGUUUGACAGUCUUCCUGUUGAGGCAACUACUGAUUCUCCAAUAAAUUCACCAAUGGACAGUACAGUGUCCAUCACUUGCUCACUCACCCCUAACCCUCCUCCUAUCUAUGUGGAAUGGAUUUAUGCCUUCUCUGAAGAGAGCAGACGUGCAUUCUCGGGAUUCCUGAUAACCAUUUCAGACCAGUCCAACCACACUGUCUUGGAUACCCUGUUAGACUCAAAAGUUAGAACCAAAUACGUCAAUUCAACGUUAUUGAGGGAAGAUUAUGGUUUGGUUGGUGAUAUCUGGAAUAUUACUGUGGAGGUUAUGGCUUUAGAAGAGGAGAACAAGUUCGCUUAUAACUCGAUAGAAUUCUCAGUUGAAGACACUAUCAUGUUAGACACAAGCUCUGCUGUCACUCCUGAUCAGUGCAUUGAAGUGUCAAUAAACAGUCACUGUGAUGAGAGAAGUGACAUCUUUCAAGCCCAAGUCCAGUUCAAUAUGGGAUCUUGUGAAUCUGAUCCUGAGUUAACCAACAGUACUAACAACUACACUCUGCAAGAUGGCUACAAAACAUGCGUUCCUGUUGUAGCCGGCACAAUCUGCUACUCCAUCGUGAUUUUCCAUAAUGAACUAGAACUCGGCAGAACUGAGAGACAAGAACUGAUUCUCUUACCAUGCAUACUCAAAACAUCAAAUUCUACAAGGGUGAACAUUAACUCAACCAAUGGUGAAAUCCCACGUGGGAUUGAAAUGAUUCCUCACAACUCAACACUUUACUUUUCUUGUGACCGUAAUUGCACUAUAGACCAAAGUCAAAGUCGCUGUGCUAAUGGAACAUUUCAACCAUCUAUAAGUCAUAUUCUGCAGGAUGGAUGUCGCUGUUUUGAUUAUUCAAAGCUUAUUAUUGGCUCUACUAUUGGUUCCAGUGCUGUGGUGUUGUUGGUGGUAGUAAUAGUACUUGGAGAGUGUUUGUGUUACAGGAGAAAAAAUAGUGCUGGUGAAGAUUUGCGAUCAGUAGAGCCUGAUCCUGACGACCGAGACCGUGGCGCGAGUAAUGUAUCUUAUUUAAAUAUAGAACUACAACAAACUAUUACACAGAAUAGUGUCUCCAUUAAUUAGCAACGAGAAUACAGUAUACUGAUAAUUAUAUUCAUGCAUGUAUAUCGUGACUUUUAUUUGUUCAGAUUGUAGUUACAGGAUGUGUAAUUUUAGCACCAUG
Molecule: messenger RNA, 1922 nt
Organism: Halichondria panicea
Lineage: Eukaryota; Metazoa; Porifera; Demospongiae; Suberitida; Halichondriidae
Exons: 8
Coding region: 26-1822 (598 amino acids)
Molecular function (GO): protein binding
Source: RefSeq, a predicted model, not a curated record